This is a messenger RNA of Tinamus guttatus (white-throated tinamou), 327 nucleotides long. NCBI's taxonomy places the organism in Eukaryota, Metazoa, Chordata, Aves, Tinamiformes, Tinamidae. The record is from RefSeq and is a predicted model, not a curated record.
GGUCGCAUCUUCCGAGAUGUCUCGCUGCCUGAAGUGGGCCCGGCAGAGCGUUCUGCUUUGUACAUUGCAAUGAUAGAAACGCUGGCCCUGCUGCACUCUUUGGACCUGAAGUCUUUGGGCCUCCAAGGAUAUGGCAGAGGACCAGGAUACUGCAGAAGACAGGUGUCAACUUGGAAAAAACAGUACGAUGCUGCUGCUCAUACGGAUAUUCCUGCCAUGAACCAGCUGGCUGAGUGGUUAACAAACAACUUGCCACCUGAUGACAAUGAGGAGACACUGGUUCAUGGGGAUUUUAGAAUAGAUAACAUCAUCUUCCACCCAACAGAG